Molecule: messenger RNA, 1824 nt
Organism: Fusarium vanettenii 77-13-4
Lineage: Eukaryota; Fungi; Ascomycota; Sordariomycetes; Hypocreales; Nectriaceae
Exons: 1
Coding region: 1-1824 (607 amino acids)
Source: RefSeq, a predicted model, not a curated record
AUGGUGGUAGUAUCUGGUUCACCAUGGGCCAGGAGGCUCAUCUUUGUCGCCAUCUCUCUCAAUCUACUCAUGUGGUUGUUUGUUAUGCAAUCGCAAAGCGCACUCAGUCGCGACGAUCUAGUACAACCGCUCCCUCAAACAGCCGACGAAGCCGUGAUCGCAGCAGCCGAAGCAGCAAAUGGCCCGACAGCGACCGUCACCGGGUCCAAGACAUUUCCGACAUUUCACUCUUGGAGCAACUUUCAGGUCGUGACGCCAAAGAACCAAAAGACGUAUCCCUAUCGCAAGUUCAAGAGCUCGCCGCAUAGCCCGCCUCACAUCAGCUGGUCGACCAACGGCAAAAAACAGUCCAAGGGAUAUGUCUUUAUCACCCCGCAGUCCAAGGUCAACGAGAAGGGUCUGAAGCAGGAGGCUUCCUUCAUCAUGAAGACCAACGCCGAGAUGAUAUACGCCCACGAAGAGUCCUUGGCCAGCGAGGGGAUGGGAGUUCAACCCCUCGAAGAUCAGCAGUAUCUCACCAUUUGGCGAGGCGUACACAGAAACGGCUACGGAUUCGGCGAAGUGGUUCUCCUCGACCAUCAAUACAAAGAGACAGUCGUAAACCUGGACGAGAGCAUGUCUGCUAUAUUCGGCCAAAAGUUCCCCGGCAACCUAGACUUUCACGAGGCGGAACUCACAUCGAGAGGAACCAUCCUCGUCACGGCUUACAAUACCACGAGAGCAGACCUAAGGUUGAUCGGAGGUCCUGUGGACGGCUACGUCGCCGACUCCAUGUUUUUCGAGAUUGACAUUGAGACUAAGGAGAUCCUCUUCAGCUGGAGCUCCCUCGAGCAUUUUAGAAUUGAAGAUUCAAUGCUGCCCCGCGUUACGACCAUGGGAAAUGGAGGUCAGAGGAACCCUUACGACUUUUUCCACCUCAAUUCGAUCCAACUCGUUGGCCACGACUCUUUCCUCAUCAGCAGUCGACACUUCUGGUCGGUGUACCUGAUUUCGCGAUCUGACGGACGAGUACUGUGGGAGUUGAAGGGUAACAGCAGGGGAGGAAGCUUUGGAGCUCUGCCGCCUCAUGGGCGAUUCCGCUGGCAGAACCAUGUCAGGGCACACAAUGCCACUUCUACAGGCAUGAUGAUUAGCAUGUUUGACAACCACAACUCGGAAGAAGACAAUGGCAAGACUGCCUCAAGAGGUCUUCUCCUUAAGUUGAAGCUUCCCCCGGAUACGUCGGAAAAGCCCACCGUUCUCCGCGUGCUGCAAUCCGACAGAGCUCGCUUCUCAACAGACUACGGAAGCUACCAACUAGACCUCAGCAACAACAACCAAUUCGUGAGUUACGGCGAAGGUGGUGUAGUCCAAGAGUUUGGCCCUGGCGACGGUACCGACCUCCGCUGGGAAGGCCACUUUGGACACGACGACUCAGUACAAUCCUACCGAGCCUUCAAGCAAACAUGGCACGGCACACCCGCACAGUGGGACCCAGCCCUGGUGGUAGAGAAGCCCAACGACGUGGUGAUGGGCUACGUGAGCUGGAACGGAGCGACAGACAUCGAAGCGUACAACGUGUACACCGUCGAGCGAGGUGUAGCGAUGCGUCCCCUCGGAAAAGCAGUAACCUGGGGUUUUGAGACGGGUUUCGACCUACCUGUUGCGCUCAACAAGACGACUUGCCUCAUGGUGGCGGCUGUGAGAGGAGGGCAGGAGAUUCGGCAGUCUAAUGUGGGAUGUAUAGAGGGUACAAAGUUCAAGUCGACGUUCAAGGUGGUUGAGGAUAAGAAGACGUCGAGGGCAGGGGGCAUGCUUCAAAAGAUCCUAGGAGGUCUGGCGUGA